Molecule: messenger RNA, 2154 nt
Organism: Coffea arabica (coffee)
Lineage: Eukaryota; Viridiplantae; Streptophyta; Magnoliopsida; Gentianales; Rubiaceae
Product: protein IQ-DOMAIN 19
Molecular function (GO): protein binding
Source: RefSeq, a predicted model, not a curated record
ACAAAACUUAAUGGUUUGAUUACAUUAAGAAAGAGUGGUGGUUACAAGAUACAGCAAUGCAGAGAAACAAAGACAAUAUGUGACAGUGAAAAACAAGUCUGUCAAAACGUGCAGCAAUUAAAUACUACUGCCAAUAAUAAAGGCCAUCAUUUUGGUGAUAGAUACUGAUCAUUCAGGAGUCAGCACAGGCAGAGGCAGAGAGAAGAAUAGACUUAAAUCCUUGGAGUUUCAUAUAUCACUGUCUGGGCUUCAGUUGUAUGGUGGUUUUGAAGAUUGUGACAGAGAUGGGGAAGACUGGCAAGUGGAUAAGAAACUUCUUAACGGGAAAGAAGGAUAAAGAGAGAGAGAAAGACAAGGAGAAGGUGAAGAAUACGGGCAAUCUUCAGCCGCCUUCAAUUUCCGCUGAACAGAUUCCGACAACACCAAUAACAAUCCCACCGACGACUCCCAAAGAAAAGAGAAGAUGGAGUUUUCGAAGGUCAUCAGCCACUGCACCAGGCCAGAAGGACUCCAAUUCAACGGAUAUGAUGGCCACAACACCACCAUCUCAACAGGCAUUCCUGGAAGCAGACGCUGAUCAGAACAAACAUGCCUUGGCAGUCGCAGUUGCCACGGCCGCAGCUGCUGAUGCAGCAGCUGCAGCGGCAAAGGUUGCUGCCGCUGUGAUUCAAUUGACUGCUGCGGCAUCGGGGAGAACCUCUGCAAUUGAAGAGGCUGCAGCCAUCAAGAUUCAAUCUGUCUUUCGAGCUUAUUUGGCAAGAAAAGCUUUAAAUGCAUUGAAAGGAUUGGUGAAGUUGCAAGCAUUGGCGAGGGGACAUUUGGUGAGAAAACAGGCAACGGCUACCCUCAGGUGCAUGCAAGCUUUGGUCACUGUUCAGGCUAGAGCUCGAGCUCAAAGGAUCCAAAUGGCUCAGGAAUCAAAACCCAACAAUCUGAAGCAAUUUCAUCAUAGAAAAUCCACGCAGGAAAAUAGAUUCAGUCAAUCAUAUCAAGAUUUUGAAAAAGGAAUGGAAGAGAACAUAAAAAUUGUGGAGAUGGAUAUUGGUGACUCAAAGGGAAGCACAAAAAGUAGGAAUAGUUAUUCAAACAAUGGGCAGACAGAAAGAACGGAUCAUAGGAUUUCGACUCAUAGAGCUUAUUCAAACCAAGAACAGAUCACACCAUCACCAUCAGCUAUAACUGAUCUGAGUCCAAGAGCAUGUAGUGGUCAUUUUGAGGAAUACUCCUUGGGUACAGCACAAAGCAGCCCUCAGUACUGCUCUGCUAUAUCGAAACCUGACCCUUCAAAAGGUGCAUUUUCUUAUGCACGAUCAGAAUAUGGAGAUUCAUUGUAUAACGAGUAUCCAUUCUAUCCAAGUUACAUGGCCAAUACAGAAUCUUCAAGGGCUAAAGUGCGAUCACAUAGCGCACCCAAGCAACGGCCUGAAUCAUUUGAGAGACAACCAAGCAGGCGUAGGCCAUCAAUUGAAGGAAGAAAUGUACCAAGGGCUGUCAGAAUGCAGAGAUCAUCGUCACAUGUUGGUUCUGCUGCUCAGAAUUAUCAAUAUCCUUGGUCAAUAAAGCUUGACAGAUCAUCUAUUUCCCUCAAAGACAGCGAGUGUGGAUCCACCAGUACGAUGCUGACUAACACCAAUUACUGCAGAUCUCUGGUUGGACUUGAGGUAAGCAGGACAAUCCCAUUUGGCAAUCACAUCUGAACUAUCGGUUCAAGGAAGUAGGUACUAAUUAAUUGGAUACCUUUAUGGUGGGAACCUGCCUAUGGUAGGAAUGGUGGCAGGGAGCGACACGUGUUGGGGGCAAAACGGUCCAAACGGAGACGUUACAGUGAUGGUGAGCGCGUGGAGAGGAAAUGAAGCAGACAGCGUGCGGAAUGAAGCAAACAAAGCACACAGAGUUCCGUACUAUCGUCCUGGGUUGGGACAAGAUGUCUUAUUACAGGUUAGAAUGAGAGGCAUUUAUUGUAUUUGCAAAUGUACCCUUUACUGCAGCAAAAAUGCUGCAAAUGCCUUGGACAAAAAAUGUGCGUAAAGAAGGUUCAGAAAUUUGAAGAAAGAAAGAAUGAUUAGCGCACAGCAGUUAUGAAAAAAAACUUAUGCGAAGCAGUUUUUUUUUGUUAUUUGAAAUAACAGAAAAGUGUUGUAUUCAUGAUUAAAA